AUGAGGAAAAAGGAAAAUGUAUGUUUUCAUCACGUGGGUGUAAGGACCCGGCUGCUAUGGAAACCACCGAGGGUGGUGGUGUUCAGUGCCUCACUGUCUGGAGAUCUGUCAGAGAUUGGGAAGAGGACCCUGGAGAUCCACCAUGGAGCUGAUCCAGAAGCAGGCCUCUUAGACAAACUUCUACAGCUGGGGGAGCAGAUCAUCAAGGAUGGAGUGACCCUGUUCAUGUGCCAGAGAGUGAUCCACCCUGUUCUGCAGCAGUACCUGGGAGAACAUGGCGUUGUGGUGGUGGAGAGGCUUGGCAUUGCGCUCCUGGAUCCAGUCAUCACCAUGACAGGUGCUCAGGCCAUGGCAACAUUCCAUUACCCAGUUCCUGCAGAGGCCUACGGACAGGUGAACGCACUGCAGAUACAGUGUUUUGGAUCUAGAAAGAUGCUUCACCUAAUACCCUCUGGGAACCCUGUGGUCUGUACCAUGGUGCUUUGCCACAGGAAUGAGACCAUGUUGGAUGAACUCAAGUUGGCAUGCGAGAAGGCAGCGCAUGUGUUGAGGCUGACCCUGAAGGAGCCAUAUGCAUUGCUGGGGGGUGGCUGCACUGAGACACACCUAGCUGCUUACAUUCGCCACAUGAGUCAGAAAAAUAUGCUGGAUGUUUCGACUGCACUAGGCUGCUCUCCCUCAGACGUCCUGCAGGGGGCAGAUGCUUUUUGUCGGUCGCUGGAAGCUGUGGCAUCAGCGCUUGAGCAUGACGGUGGAGACUCCCUAAUUGACCUGACACAUGGCCACCGUUGGACCUCCGCCUCAGAUGAAGGCAUGCAUAACAACACAACCCGCUCCUGUGGCUGUGGUUUGAUAUCGGACAGUACAACCUUGCAGUGGACCCACCUCAACACAAGAUACCCUGAUUUCUGUCCAUUUCCCCCAACAAACUCAGCUUCCCAGGGGUGUGUGCUAGACUCCUUUCUGGCAAAACUCAAUGCUCUGAAUGUGGCCAUAGAGAUGUCCAGUCUCCUCCUGGAGGUGAAGUACAUUAUUAGGGAUGUGAAUUAAGUGAUGGAGACACUGUGCAAUAUGUUUCACAACCACGGCUGUCUUAUGUUGAACAAUAUAGAGAUUUUAGAUCUAAUAAGACACCACUAAAGUACAUUAAUUUCAUAUCACUGUGUCAAAGGGGUGAACAGCACAGUUGUACAGUUGUAAGGAACUUAAUUAUAGCCUAUUGUAGCAUUUGGAAGCUUUUUGAAUACAUUAUGUGUUUUUUUUAACAACCUUUUCAUUCCGCCUUGUCGUUGAAACACUUCAGCAUAUACCAAGUUUCGUGUCAUCAAAAAGUUGCUCAGAUAUGAUCUUUCUGUCUGCAUCAUGAAUUACAAUACAAAUAUAAUGGAGAAAAUUACAUUUUUAAAGUUUUACACAGGAAAAGAUGUUCAGAUCCUUGUGCUUUUGAUUGGGGACUUAACACAGCGACCAAUCCUCUCACUGACACAUAGUACUCAUACCCAACAACCUAACAUAACAAAUAUAACAACUGCCCAACCAUAGAUCCUGAUCAGCAGGAUACAACAACCUACAUCAGUGAUUUAGCCCAUGACCCCUCCAGAAGGCUCAACAGUGGUUUCUGGGGUUCCAGGCCACGCCCCUCUAUCAUCAUCAUUAUUAUUAUUAUUAGUAGUAGAAGUAGUAGUAGUAUAGUUAGUAUAGUGCCUCUCAUCUGCUGACAAAUCUCAAAGCGCUUCACAGGUUAAAGACUAUGGUGAUGUUAUAAUUAAUAAAAUGCUUACUCAUAUUA
Molecule: messenger RNA, 1789 nt
Organism: Clupea harengus (Atlantic herring)
Lineage: Eukaryota; Metazoa; Chordata; Actinopteri; Clupeiformes; Clupeidae
Gene: mkks
Product: MKKS centrosomal shuttling protein
Biological process (GO): chaperone-mediated protein complex assembly; developmental process; intracellular transport
Cellular component (GO): kinociliary basal body; nucleus; cytoplasm
Molecular function (GO): ATP binding
Source: RefSeq, a predicted model, not a curated record